GAUUUUUGUGACCCUCGGCCAACCGGCCGCGUCACCCCAACCGAAAAGAAAAAGAGACUGCCUCCGCGCAUCCGCAUAGGUUGUCAGUGAAGGCGCCCACUGCGGGAAUUUGGGGCAUUUUGGGACCUCCAGGAGCAAAAGGCAUCGCUACUAGGAGCAAGGACGCUACUAGGGGCUCCUGGCAUCGCUACUAGGAGCAAGGACGCUACUAGGAGCUUUUUCAUAGAGUCAUUUUCUGUUGCCUCGUCUGCAGGGAGUGGGGGUGACAUGUCAGUAACAUCGAAGGACAUGAAGUGGAGUCGGCAAGCACUACGCCCGGCGGGUCUUCACGUCCAUCCCAAACCUGUGGCUGCAGAAGGCCUUGCUUAAACUAUUUGAUAGACGUUUGACCCUGGUUUGUUCUCAGGCGCGCAUUAUAAAUCGAACAAUGACCGAAUUUGGGUUUCAUGGGAUCGUGUUUCAUGCGAUUUGCUCAAACAAUCACAUUAAAGGGUGUGUCAAGGGUGUUUUGAAGAAAGCCGGUGUGUUGUUAUUUGUCACCCCCUCUACCUUAGGCCAUUCCCCAUGUCCAGGAUUCGAGUCCAAGAAUCGUCAUGCAUCAUCACAAUUCUUUUCCGGCACAUUUUGUUCCAUCUUGUUCUGGAGCUUUCACCAACUCAACUCUUAUGCCGAGGGUCGCUCGGAUCAACUUGUUACUUCAGCACGGGGAUCCUCCCUAUUUUGGGGAGGGCCACAUGUCCAACGCCCAAACGCCUCCCACAGACUUCACUGUCUUUGUGGACGGCGUGCCGUACGACUGGUCCAUCGAGCGGGUCACCGAGUUCUUCUCAAAGUGUGGCCCUGUGCGGGAGGUCCGCGCGCCCACCUGGCAGGACUCGGGGCGCCUGCGCGGCUACGCGCAUGUGGCCUUUGAGGGAGCUGCUGGGAAGGAGAAAGCCUUGAAGCUGGAUAAGGCCAAGGUCGGAAAGAAGGGGCGCUACCUGAAGAUCGAACCGGCCAAGAAGCCCAACGAAGGCAAAGCGGCAGCCGGAGACAUCGAAGGGAAGCGACGUUUGUUUGUGAAGAACCUUCCCUAUGAUGCUGCUGAAGAUGAUAUUGCCAAGCUGUUCUCCAAGUGCGGAAAGGUGCUGGAGAUUCGCAUCCCCCACACCUCUGGGAGGAGCAAGGGCUUCGCCUACGUGGAGUUCGCAAAGGCUCAGGGCCUACGAACGGCGAUGGAACUGGAUCCAGCUCCCUCGCUCCAGGGUCGCAAGCUUUUACUGGAUGCUGAUGUGGGUUCUGGGCCGAAAGCUGGCUUUCAUCACCGCCCCGAUGCCUUUCAGUCGAAUUUCGGCCCCAAGAAGAAGGGCCAGGGCAAAGGUGGCAGAGGUGGCAGAGGUGGCAGAGGUCGAGGAAAGCCGUCGCUCUUCUGAGGCGACACGCUCUGAUUUCCAGGUCCGCUUUCUGGUCAAAUUGGUGUGCAA
Molecule: messenger RNA, 1463 nt
Organism: Durusdinium trenchii
Lineage: Eukaryota; Dinophyceae; Suessiales; Symbiodiniaceae
Source: the annotation of a GenBank genome assembly